AUGAUAGAGGAGACUGCAAGACCAAACCCAUCAAAUAUCGAUCCACCUCAUAUACUUCAAGCACCAGAAUGUGUUCACGUACAAGAGACUUCAGUAUCUUCUCGAUCCAUUAUCGACUUGUCCUCUAUGCCAGUAGAAAUCAAAGAAUUGAUUGUCGACUGGGUUCGUCGUCUUUCAGAAAGCACCGAUGACUCAGCCGCUGUCCGAUCGCUCGCAUUAGUCAACCGUUUGUUUUACGAAAUAUGUUGUCGCCACCUCUUUAAGGCAAGUUUCUCUGUUGUCAAGGAUGUGAUUAAUCUCAAAGUUGAGCCAGUCAAACAUUUACUCCGCGAACUGCCGAAUUUUCAAACACACUCGAAGCACUUAAGGUUGUUUGUGUGGAGGGUCUCAUAUGCAGAAUUAUUGGAAGAUGACAUGUUCAUUGAAGGGCAGCCAGACACCUGGAAUGAAGACACACGAUCACAGUGGGAUUCAAAGGCUCGAUCUGAACUCUUCCUCUCGAUCUUACACACUUGUCCUCGAAUCGACGGACUUAAUAUCGAUCUAGACCCAUUUGAAUGUAUCACUGAGGAUUCUAGUUCAGACAAAGAAGUUUCAAUGUGGUGUUAUGACAAGAACAUGAUGAAUAAGUUUAUCGGACCUAUCACUCAACUCUCAUCACUUGUCGACCUUGAACUCAUGUCACCUUUGGGCGUCUUGCACGCUUUCACCAAACUCUUUACAUCUACUUUAAAGGAAUUUCGCUUGAACGCUGUAGCUCAACAUGCAGAUUUGAAUACUGAUUUGAUCUCACAGGCUAUCCUAGCUGGAAAGCUCGUCUUCGAAUUACCCAAACUCAAUGCCUUGCAAGUAUCCAACUGUCUUGACAUGCAAUUGUUAAAGUCCUUUGAGGCUUCGAAGAAUUUAUCCGAAAUCGAUUUAUAUGAAACUCCAAUGUCACUUCAAUCAGAUGUAACAACAUUGCUUCAGUUAUGGCCUAAGCUGAAAGAGUUAACUAUUUGGCAUUCAACAGCUUUCAAAUCGGCGCCUGAUGUGGAUAGAUUGAUGCAGUUGGCUGACAAAAAAGGAAUCAAGAUGCGUCUUGAGAGUAAUCUCAAUGAUUACUACUACGACAAGUUAACUUGGUGA
Molecule: messenger RNA, 1128 nt
Organism: Melampsora larici-populina 98AG31
Lineage: Eukaryota; Fungi; Basidiomycota; Pucciniomycetes; Pucciniales; Melampsoraceae
Exons: 4
Coding region: 1-1128 (375 amino acids)
Source: RefSeq, a predicted model, not a curated record